UGUGUGCCAUUUACAUUUUGACGAAAACGACGUGAUAACAGAGGAUGUUAUCAAGUUAGCAGAUGGCACUGAAUUUCGUUCUAAAAGAAUCCGAUUUCGUCUGAAGGAUGAUGCUGUUCCAAAACAUUUUCCACAUGUGGAACCAAUUGCGGAAACAAAAAUAUUUGAACCACCGCCUUUUGAACGUAUCGCCGUGGACAAAGCUUUUGGAGAGGAAACAGAGUUCUCGAACAUUUAUAAGAAUUUCAAAAAAAUUCCCUUUCCAUCAUCUCUGUGGUUUGCGACACAAAAAAAUGACUUUCUGCUGUUUAAUAAGUGGAUAGAAAAUUUAGACUGCAACAGUCUGAGAAUUUUUUUACAUAAAAAUAAGGAAGUUAAUGUAAGCACUUCCUCAAGUAAUACACCCUAAUUAACAAAUAAUUAACAUUUAUGUUUUCAGAUUUACUUUGGAGAGAAAGAAGUUUUUCUUCAUGGAAGGAAUACUUUAGACAAAGUAAAUGACCUUAUUUUUUUAUUUGAGAUGCUGGACACUUUGCUUCCUUGCAUGAGAUGCACUCGACCCCGAGCUGAAAAUUGUAUUGGCUUCGUGCGAAUGAAGAAACUUGGCACCUCCGGACCACAAUCGAAAUAUUGUGUGGAGUGUAAGAAAUUGUGGAACCGAAAUCGGGUUAAGAAAAAUUUACAGGACCAUAACACAACUUUAAAAAUCAGAAAUGCUGAUUUAAAGAAGAAUUCCAAAUUUACAUCGCAAGCGAAGAAUCGUCUUGCCAAACAAGUUAAGAAAUUGAAAGAUAGCCUGAAUAUAUUAAAGGAACAAUGUGCCCAAACUACAGGGGAAAGUUUGGCGAAAGGGAUUGAGGAACUACCGCCAAAAGAACAAUUGGCUGUGCGAGCAUGUGUCAAUGCAUCGAAAAUUAAAUCGCCCAGAGGAGUGAGAUAUAGUCGGCAAUGGGUUUAUGAGUGCAUUUUGCUUAGAAUUAAAAGCAAAAAGGCUUAUAAACACCUUUGAAAGCACAAGGUACUUGCUUUGCCUUCUUUCCAAACACUGGAUAGAUGUAUGAGACGAAUGAAGAGCGCUUACGGGUUCCAAGAUAACGUCUUCGAAGCUUUAAAAUUAAAAACUGGAACAAUGGACCCCAAAGAUAGACACGGUGCUAUUCUUAUUGACGAAAUGAAACUGUCUACGGCGUUGACAUUCAAUUUUACUUUGAAAAAUUAUACGAAA
Molecule: messenger RNA, 1225 nt
Organism: Leptopilina boulardi
Lineage: Eukaryota; Metazoa; Arthropoda; Insecta; Hymenoptera; Figitidae
Exons: 4
Coding region: 521-1009 (162 amino acids)
Source: RefSeq, a predicted model, not a curated record